Jatropha curcas is the source of this 4253-nucleotide messenger RNA. RefSeq names its product PH, RCC1 and FYVE domains-containing protein 1. The record is from RefSeq and is a predicted model, not a curated record. Gene Ontology annotation, molecular function: metal ion binding. NCBI's taxonomy places the organism in Eukaryota, Viridiplantae, Streptophyta, Magnoliopsida, Malpighiales, Euphorbiaceae.
UAUUCUCUUUUUCUAUCUCUGAUUUACUUCUCUCUCACUCAGCCAUACACUGGCUUACCUCCAUUUUUAUACCCUUAUUAUUAUUAUUAUAAUAUAAUUGUCUCUCUCCUUCGACUUGCAUAGUUAAAACGCUUUCUCUGUCUUCUCUGUACUUGACAACUGGAAAUCAGAUAGAUCAUACAGUUUUGUUUGCUGGAUUUUCUUUCACUUUCUGGCUACCCAAACAAUUACAUUUUUUCCAGCUCCAAAAUCACUGGAACUUUACUUUGCUCUUGAUUAUUUGGUCAGUGUUCAGUUCAGGAGCUGUCUGUUGAUUUUAGCUGGGUGUCAAUUGGCUGCAAUUGAACUAGUUGGACUUCAGUGAUCUUUGUGGUGGUCACAAGUGUGGAUUUGCUAGGGUUUGAAAAGGGUAUUAAAUGUGUUGAUUGUGAAUAGAAGGGUCUGGUUUUCUUGAAAAUGGUGAGUAGAUUAUUGUUUUGUUCGUGAUGUCGCGAACGGAUAGAAUGGCCGCGGAUCUUAGUAGGACUGGGCCAGUUGAAAGAGACAUCGAGCAGGCCAUCACUGCUCUAAAGAAGGGGGCUUAUUUGCUGAAGUAUGGGAGAAGGGGAAAGCCAAAGUUUUGCCCUUUCCGUCUUUCCAAUGAUGAAUCAGUUUUGAUAUGGUUCUCAGGGAAAGAGGAGAAACAUCUCAGACUAAGCCAUGUAUCUAGAAUCAUAUCUGGGCAACGGACUCCAAUCUUUCAAAGAUAUCCCCGACCUGAGAAGGAAUACCAGUCUUUUUCCCUUAUAUAUAAUGACAGAUCUCUGGAUUUGAUCUGCAAAGAUAAAGAUGAGGCUGAGGUAUGGUUUAGUGGUUUAAAAGCAUUAAUUUCACGUAGUCAUCAUCGAAAAUGGAGAACAGAAUCAAGGAGUGAUGGAAUUCCAUCUGGAGCAAAUAGUCCUAGGACAUACACUCGUAGAAGUUCUCCUUUGAAUUCUCCAUUUGGUAGCAAUGACAGUUUGCAGAAGGACGGAGAUCAUCUUCGUCUUCAUAGUCCAUAUGAAAGUCCCCCUAAAAAUGGUCUAGAUAAGGCAUUUUCUGAUGUGAUAUUAUAUGCUGUUCCUCCCAAGGGAUUUUUCCCCUCAGAUUCUGCUAGUGCUUCAGUACAUUCUUUGUCAUCUGGAGGCUCAGAUAGUGUAGAUGGUCAUAUGAAGGCGAUGGCAAUGGAUGCCUUUAGAGUUAGCCUAUCUAGUGCUGUUAGCUCAUCAAGCCAAGGUUCUGGUCAUGAUGAUGGUGAUGCCCUAGGAGAUGUAUUCAUUUGGGGAGAAGGGACAGGAGAUGGCGUCCUAGGUGGUGGAACUCAUAGAGUUGGAAGUGGUUUGGGUGUGAAAAUGGAUUCUUUAUUGCCUAAAGCUUUAGAAUCUACUGUAGUACUUGAUGUCCAGAAUAUUGCCUGUGGUGGACGACAUGCUGCCUUAGUUACUAAGCAAGGGGAGAUUUUUUCUUGGGGAGAGGAAUCAGGAGGCAGGCUUGGGCAUGGUGUAGACUCUGAUGUUUCGCAUCCGAAGCUUAUUGAUGCCCUCAGCAAUAUAAACAUUGAACUUGUGGCAUGUGGUGAGUACCAUACAUGUGCUGUAACACUUUCUGGUGAUUUGUACACAUGGGGUGAUGGCACUUACAAUUUUGGUCUUCUUGGACAUGGAAAUGAAGUAAGCCACUGGGUACCAAAAAGAGUGAAUGGACCCUUAGAAGGCAUACAUGUUUCAUAUAUCUCUUGUGGACCCUGGCAUACAGCAGUUGUAACUUCUGCUGGGCAAUUGUUUACUUUUGGUGAUGGCACAUUUGGUGUUUUGGGCCAUGGAGAUCGGAAAAGUGUUUCACUACCAAGGGAAGUGGAGUCCCUUAAAGGACUCCGCACAGUAAGAGCAGCCUGUGGCGUUUGGCAUACUGCUGCAGUUGUGGAAGUUAUGGUUGGAAAUUCUAGUUCUAGCAAUUGUUCUUCAGGAAAGCUGUUUACUUGGGGCGAUGGAGAUAAAGGUCGACUUGGCCAUGGUGACAAGGAAGCAAAACUAGUGCCUACUUGUGUUGCUGCUCUAGUUGAACCCAACUUUUGCCAAGUUGCAUGUGGACAUAGUCUUACAGUAGCGCUUACUAACAAAGGCCACGUCUACACAAUGGGCAGUCCUGUAUAUGGGCAGUUAGGAAACCCCCAUGCUGACGGAAAGCUGCCCACCCUUGUUGAAGGAAAGCUGUCCAAGAGUUUUGUUGAGGAGAUUGCUUGUGGUGCUUAUCAUGUUGCAGUUUUAACUUCAAAAACCGAAGUUUAUACGUGGGGCAAGGGAGCAAAUGGACGAUUAGGUCAUGGGGAUACUGAGGAUAGAAAUUUCCCAUCAUUGGUCGAAGCCUUGAAAGACAAGCAAGUAAAAAGUAUUGCUUGUGGCACUAAUUUUACUGCAGUUAUCUGCCUUCACAAGUGGGUUUCUGGUGUUGAUCAAUCUAUGUGUUCUGGCUGCCGCCUUCUUUUUAAUUUCAAAAGAAAACGGCACAACUGUUAUAAUUGUGGACUAGUUUUUUGUCAUUCAUGUAGCAGCAAAAAGUCUCUUAAGGCUUCCAUGGCACCAAAUCCAAACAAACCUUAUCGUGUCUGUGAUAAUUGCUUUAAUAAACUGAGAAAAGCUAUUGAAACUGAUGCUUCAUCUCACUCCUCUGUAAGUAGGAGAGGUAGUAUCAAUCAUGGGUUUAAUGAUUUCAUUGAUAAAGAUGACAAGUUAGACUCUAGAUCUCAUGCACAACUUGCCAGGUUUUCAUCAAUGGAAUCCUUGAAGCAAGCAGAAAACCGAACCAAGAGAAACAAGAAACUGGAGUUCAACAGUAGCCGUGUUUCCCCUGUUCCUAGUGGAGGCUCCCAAUGGGGAGGACUUAAUAUUUCUAAAUCUUUUAAUCCAAUGUUUGGUUCAUCCAAGAAAUUUUUCUCAGCUUCUGUUCCUGGAUCACGAAUUGUUUCUCGAGCAACAUCACCAAUAUCAAGACGACCUAGCCCUCCUCGCUCAACAACACCAACCCCAACUCUGGGUGGACUAACCUCACCAAAAAUAGUUGUAGAUGAUGCUAAAAGAACAAAUGAGAACCUCAGCCAAGAGGUUGUUAAAUUGAGAGCACAGGUGGAAACCCUUACUCGCAAAGCCCAGCUUCAGGAAGUUGAGCUGGAAAGGACAACUAAACAGCUGAAAGAAGCAAUAGCAAUUGCGGGAGAAGAGACUGCUAAAUGCAAAGCAGCAAAGGAAGUCAUCAAGUCACUGACUGCCCAAUUAAAAGACAUGGCUGAAAGGCUACCAGUAGGAGCAGCUCGAAAUAUCAAAUCACCUUCAUUCGGCUUGACUCCUGCACCCAAUGAUGUUCCUAAUUUGUCUGCUGAUCGUCUGAAUGGGCAAAUAACAUCCCAAGAACUAGACACGAAUGGAUUAACCAGCCAAUUGCAAUCUAAUGGCUCUAACAUCAAUAGCGUCCGUAAUUCUGCUCAUAACAAGCAAGGCCAUUUAGAAGCAGCAGGUAGAAAUGGAAACAGAAUGAAAGAAGGUGAAUUACAUAAUGAGGCUGAAUGGGUAGAGCAAGAUGAGCCAGGAGUAUAUAUAACACUUACCUCCCUGCCAGGAGGUGUCAAGGAUCUUAAACGAGUACGCUUCAGUCGAAAGCGGUUCAGUGAAAAGCAAGCAGAACAAUGGUGGGCAGAGAAUAGGGCAAGGGUAUACGAACAAUACAAUGUGCGCAUGAUUGACAAGUCAAGUGUUGGUGUGGGAAGUGAGGAUUUGGCUCACUAGCAAAUGGAAAAAAUAAAAUAGUAUUAUUAUAUAUAUAUAGAAAUCCCUGUAGAUGCAAUGUUCUUUUUAAUUUUUCAGUUCCUCAUACUGGGAAGGCAAUCUUCGCAAUCAGGUUUGGCUUACCAAACCCAAUCAGAUAUGGAUUCUAUCCUUCAGUGAGUUUAAGGAAGCAAAUACAGCAAUACAAGGAGAGUGAACCACAGAAGUUUGAUUGUGUUUUCAUUUUUUUAACCCUUUUUUCCUUUCUCUAAUGUUUUUCAUGGUUUUUUAAAAUUUUUCCCUAUAUAUAUAUGUACGGUGUGUGGGGGGUUGAGGGUGAGAAAUGUAAAUUCUUAGUAGGUUGCUGGCUCUUGUUAAAAGCAGCUGCAAUGUAAAUUCAUAAAGCGAAUGCAUUACAGAUUUUUCAUCUUCUUUGGUUUAUAAAUUCAGUUCAGGCUUGUUGAUAUCAGCUGUCAA